This is a messenger RNA of Dreissena polymorpha, 6725 nucleotides long. RefSeq lists its product as uncharacterized. Bases 425 to 5125 code for a protein of 1566 amino acids. The record is from RefSeq and is a predicted model, not a curated record. The transcript is spliced from 8 exons. Lineage: Eukaryota; Metazoa; Mollusca; Bivalvia; Myida; Dreissenidae. Gene Ontology annotation, molecular function: four-way junction helicase activity; ATP binding; 3'-5' DNA helicase activity. Gene Ontology annotation, biological process: double-strand break repair via homologous recombination. Gene Ontology annotation, cellular component: cytoplasm; nucleus; chromosome.
GGAGCCUCCAUAAACUAACGAAAUAGUGGAAAGUAACCUCGUCUAUAACUUCCGCCUUCAACCGUUUGUCAUCAAAAUUGUGUUUUUAGCAUUUUUACACGAAAAACACGCACUUUGACAUCGGUGGUAACAGGUGUUAACGUUAUUGGUGUACACAAGCCAUCUCAAACCGAGACCCAUGAGCCUGAGACGGAGGCAUGAGAACUGUAGUGUGCCCCUGCAUGCACAACAACAACAACACUAAUUUUCUUAUUUUCCUACCGACAAGAACUGAAAUGUUAUUUUCAAGGACAAAUAAAGCAACCAAGAUAACAUGAUCAGAGGAUGCUCAUAGACAAGAACAUUUACGACCUGCCAUAAUACCAUCUACUCCUCGGUUGUCCACAAACUAACUAUACUGAAUGGUUCAUUUAGUCUCCUGGGGAUGGCUCCCGACACCAACAUCUUCACCGAUAAGCAGACCAAUAACUGGUUCAAAGCGUGCAUUGCCCUCAAUUUGACAAAGGAUGGAUUGACUGACCUUGUUGUGACGGAAUUAUUAAACGUCCAAACAAAAGUUGGUAGAAGUUGUGGACAAUGCUUUAUUCAAAACCUUAUACCGUGUCCAACUCAGGACGUGUGUAAAAAGAGGAAAGGAAAUAACUGUUCUUUCCACAAUUCACUACAACCAAAGUCAUGCCAAACAUGUGAUAAAGUGAAACAAAAUAUCACAUUGUUACACAGAUUUAAAGGUCCUAGUUGGGCAAACACUAAAGCUGAAUUAUGGGCAACGGAUCCGUGGGAAAUCGGUAAAUGCUACCUCCCACGAGACGGAUAUAGCAGCGUAUCAUCUGUGCAAGAAUCUGACUUCAAUGGUGUGGUUAGCAUUGUGUUGAACUGCACGCAUUUCCAGACAUGCCUCUCCGCCGCAUGUCUAUCACCGCCACCACCUGAUAAGCAAUGCCCGCUAGAAAAGGUCCGACAAAUAGGCCGAGAUGUACGCCAUACUGCCGACUGCAAGGUUACAGAUGCUGAUCUGCAGUACUUCUUUCUGACACUGACCACCCUACUAGCGGAUCCAGUCUGCUUAUUGCAUGAUACCUCAGCGACAGAAGCCCGCGUAAAACUCAGUGAUUUGCAGAAUGAUCGUCUAACACUUGUUGAUUUGGGCAAGAUGUUGAAAGAAGCAAAUCAGACCCUCACACAUGCAAAAGAGGCCGGAGAACGUUUUUCCGAAGAGGCUGAAAGGACCCUGAAAGAAGGACUGAAUACAUUAGAAGCUAAAAUACAGGCUGGGAAAGAAUGUCUUGAAAACAAAACACAAACUAGUGAACAACGAAUUGAAAAAAAGGCUCUUUCUGGUGAACAACGUCUUGAAAACAAGACACAGGCUGGAGAACAAAGCAUUGAAAACAAGACACAGUGUGGAGAACAAAGCAUUGAAAACAAGACACAGGCUGGAGAACAACGCCUUGAAAACAAGACACAGUCUGGAGAACAAAGCAUUGAAAACAAGACACAGGCUGGUGAACAAUGCAUUGAAAACAAGACACAGACUGGAGAACAAAGCAUUGAAGACAAGACACAGGCUGGAGAACAAAGCAUUGAAAACAAGACACAGGCUGGAGAACAAAGCAUUACAAACAAAUCACAGGCUGGAGAACAGCGCAUUGAAAACAAGACACAGGCUGGGGAAAAGAGCAUUGAAAACAAGACACAGGCUGGAGAACAAAUAAUUGAAAACAAGACACAGACUGGAGAACAAAGCAUUGAAAACAAGACACAGGCUGGAAAACAAAUAAUUGAAAACAAGACACAGGCUGGAGAACAACUCAUUGAAAACAAGACACAGGCUGGAGAACAACGCCUUGAAAACAAGACACAGGCUGGAGAACAAAGCAUUGAAAACAAGACACAGGCUGGAGAACAAACCAUUACAAACAAGACACAGGCUGGAGAACAAAGCAUUGAAAACAAGACACAGGCUGGAGAACAAAGCAUUGAAAACAAGACACAGGAAAGCAUCAACCGCAUAAAUCAAGCAGCGAUUGGAAAGGAGCUAGACGAAUACGAGCGUGACGUAACAGAUCUUCUCAAGCGAUUGGUGAACCAUUACCGUGAUACCGUUUGCUACGUGCCUCUGUCUACUUUGGAUCCUAGUCUCAAUAAGCACAUACAUGACGUCUAUGCCACUCCAAAAAUACACAGGAUGAAGAUAGAGAAUGAUGGUAGACGCACACAACAGGAAGAAAUAUUGACAUACAAAGAUUGCUUUUAUAGAGGUGAUAAUUUAUGUAGACGUACGUAUUUACAAGGCGAGCCGGGAAGCGGCAAGACAAGUUUUGCUGCCAAGUUAGUUGACGAUUGGUGUAACGUGCAUGAGUCCUCAAAUGAAUCUACAAAGGAACAAACGGCGUUUGUUGAUGUUGAUACCCUUCAUAAAUUCAAGUUUCUCUUCUUCAUUUCGUUGCGCGAUUCGAGAGAACAGACACAUGUAACACAUAUGAUACAAACUCAGCUCAUCUACAAAAUCUACGCGGCAGACGAAUGGGAGAGCGCGUAUAAUCUAGUCUUAAAAAUAAUGAGAAAUGUGAUGUAUCUUGUUGUUCAAGACGGUCUGGAUGAGUGGCCUGGUAAAGAAGCUCUGCCAUCUAUGGACGGUAUUCCUAAAGAUCAUUGCAUUGUGCUCACAACUUCUCGACCAUGGAAACUCGCGGAUGAACGUAUCAAGAAUUCUCAAAUAGACAUAUUGUUGGAAGUCUACGGAAUAAUCGAUUCCUUUGGAUUCAGUAAAAGGAUACUACCACAUCUUCUUGAUGAAACAAAGGUUCUUUACAAAACUGUGGGGCAGUUUCAGAAAUUUCUGAAGAGUCAUGAUCUUGAUUCGAUAUCAUCUUCGCCCAUGCUGCACACGCUUGUCCUAUGUACAUGGGUAGAUGAUAUGGCUGAGAGUCUUACCGGAUCGUCAAGGUGUGAAUUGUUUACCACCUUGCUUGAAAACUUAUGUAAAAAAGCUAACCCACAAAUGAGUUAUUUCGAUCAAUACUACCCAUCACCAGUAAACUGCUUUUCUCGCACGAAGUAUGUUAAACCAAACAUGGAACAUAUAGAUGUUUUAGCCAAAGCUGCGUUUUCAUUUUUGUUUUCAAAUGAAAAAGAAAUAUCACUAGUGUUCAGCGACAUUAAUCUUUCGGCUCAUUUGUCUGAAAGUUCAAAGCAGUUCGCACUACAUUCAGGAUUAAUAUCCAAAAGAAAAAGUAAAAAAUGUUAUGAUAAUACAAGCUCGUUUGUCCACAAGACUGUUCAAGAGUUCUUUGCUGCUCUUCACAUUUCCAACAACACAAAUGUGAUUGAUAACGUUAUUUGCGAAUAUCUCAAAAGUUAUAGGGAUUCCUAUCUGGAUAUUGCUCAAGUUUUCACAUUUCUUUGUGGCUUCAACAUCUUGGCAGCUAAUAAACUAUCUGCACUGAUGAAUCAGGUCAACGAUGUUCGUCAUGGGGUUGAUCACGAUGUUUUCCAAAGAGUCAUCCUCUCAGGUUAUAGGGAGGCUGUGGCAAACAAGAACACUCCAAUAGACCUACAUCUGAGUCACUUUGACUUUGGGCGUGAUAAUGCUGAAGAUUUGAUCAACAUCUUUGCACUAAACGCCCCACGGGCUCGAUCUUUACAUGUUACCAGAGUUAUAAACAGCAUUGUAAUAAUACGUUCACAAGACGCGUCGACUUAUCUUUGUCAGGGACCUACACCCGUCUCAUUAGCUGCAUGUGAUUAUGCCGACCCCUCUACAAGAGCGAAGCAGAAAGAAGUCAGAUUGUCUGCAUCUUGUUUGGAAAUUGACUUAUCAGCGUGUCAAAACCUGGAACAGUUGGAGCUCGAGGGUGAUAUAACCGUGCUACCAAAUGCACUUGCGGGUUUGAAGAAGUUGAAAUAUCUAACAAUGGAUAUGGGUUGUAAAUGUGAAGCGCUUGACAUGUCACAUUGUGAACACAUAGAAUCAAUUGAACUCGGAAAAGAAGUAACUUUACUACCACACUCUAUUAUUCAUUAUAAGAAUCUUACACGUAUUGAAAUAUACUCAGCUUAUAAAGAACUAGAUUUGUCAAUGUUUGAAAACUUAUAUUCAAUAACAAUCGGCAAAAGAGUGCAAGUGUUACCGAAGCAACUUCUCAUUAAUAACAAUCAAGAACUUAACUUUAUUGGUUUGUAUGAAUUUGAUUUCAACAGAUGUGACAAGAAAGACAUUCAUACAUGGUGCCUACUGAACGGUGCUGAUCCAGUACUGUGUGCAGACUAUACUCCAGUACUGCCCUCCAUAGAACACAUUAAAUUGUUUAAUGUAACGUGUUCCUGCACCUGGUUACGCAGUCUGCUCAACACACUGUUUACACUCGAUCAUAGUGUGAAGUGUGAUAUUGGCUCCUGUUGCAUAACUUCACUCAAAGUCAGCAAGUCACAUUGGACAUCCGCAAGGAUAACAACGGACUUAAACAAUACGUGUACAUGUACAAUCGAUUUCCCUGACGAUAGCCCUGGUCUAUGGGAGACUCUGCUCGGUCUGAGUGUCAAGAAUCUGAGCAUUUCGAGUUCGUUUUCGCGGGGUUUGAAGAUUAAUCAUGUAUCGUCAUUGUCACGGUCACUAGCAACCCUCUCACAGCUGGAAACGCUUAGAAUGCGUUUAAUUGCAUAUAUCGACCUACAGCUUCCUUUGUCAGUAAAUCAUGUGACUGUCUGUUUUGAUACAUUGCAUCCAUCAGAACUUCGCCAGCUGGUGAACAAGCUGUCUGCACGGACUCACUCACUUGAGUGUAGAGUGGAAUUCGUUUGUAGUCAUUACAUUGACAUUGACACAGAAAAGAAAAAUUACAUUCAAUCAGAGGAAUACAUCCCCAUCCAACAAGAACUCGAAGCUAUGCAGAAUAUUGAUGUGAAACGAUUUCGAAUAUAUAUAUAUAUAUAUGACUGGACACUUAUGUCUGAACGUGACUGUGUUGUUGAGGAUGGUGAUCAUAAUGAUGAGAUCGUUGAUAAUGAAUUUUGUGAAGACUUUUUUUAUAAAUACGCGAUAGCUAAUUGCUAUGACAGGACAAAUAGGGACGGCGUCAUUCGAAGUCGCAUAUCAAUGCGACUUAAGAUUAACUGUGUUUAAAAUCCAACAUUGGCCUAGUAAAGGGAUAUAUGAGGCGAUGAUGGCGAUGAUGAUGAUGGUGGUGGGGAUGCUUGUGAUAAUGUUUAUGGUGAUGUUUUUGUAUCAUGAUGACGGUGAUGAUGAUGAUACCUAAUGACCGCCGGUAUGCCGCCACUUCCGGUUCCCAAACCACCACCACCGUUGCCUUCUAUCCUGUAGCCGUCAUCAACAGCGUUGCACAUGCUUUGCGAACCAGAUGUAUUGAACAUUAAGCUACCAUAUCAAGUACUAAACUAAAUUACAGUGACUUAACAAGUAGCUAGGUUUGUUUAGUUAAUGGUUCCAAUGUAUUCUGCCUACGCCCACUUAAACUUUGUGAAAACAUUUCAGCAGAUAGCGCACGUGAACUAUGAGUGUUAGCAUUAUUUGCUAAUUGCAUUACUGAUUCAUAUAUCCGUUUUGAAUCCGUAUAGAUGCUAUAGAUCUAUGAAUCUGAAAUUUGGAACGUCUUUAUUCUAUUGCAUUGCAGUGCUGUAUAUACAGAAUUGCAUGGACUAGAUUCUAUUAAUGUUCCAAUAUUUAUGAAAUAACAGUCGAUAUAUUAUGGUUAUACUGCGUGUAUUCUACUCGCAUCAGAACUCCGCAUCAUAGACUAUAAGUCAAUACAAUGAUACAUCGCAAGCUAGUUGAGACACGCUCUGGGAAAACGGGGUUUAAUGCAAGUAAUUACAGUAUCGUCCCAGAUGAGCAUUUGUAGUUCGCACAGACUAAUCAGGGACGACACUUUACUAUCAUGCAUGAAACUUCAUUUUCGCAGAGUGCGACUCGUUUCUGAAAUAAUGCAUCGGUUGCACUGGCCAUACUAGUUAGCAUGCGCAAACAUUUAACAAUACUUUAUAUAAGAUAACGAAUAUUUGCCGGAAUCCGUGUUUAAUCUCGAUAUAACAGAUGGCACUGGAUUUCAUGCCUGGGCUUUUCGUGUGUCAUCGUAGGUGCAAUCAGUUUUAACAGAGAAAUAUACAGAGUGGUUUAAGCCCCAAUAAAUUAAUGAUAACAUUGCUUGGUUUAAAAUGUAAAUGGAAGUAGUUUGAGUUGCGAACGUUAGGAUGGAAAGUGAGUGAGUUUUAAAAUUAAACGGAACAUAUUAUGUGCAAUAGGAGUAUAGAUAACGUCUAUAAAUUAAUGAUACUAUUGCUUUGUUUAAAUGUAAACUAUGUGCAUACUUCAACUUUAAAACUCACUCACUUUCCGUCCUACCGUUCGCAACUACAACCCCAAAAGUACCCCUUCGCCGUCAUCCAACAUACCACGUCUGCCACCUCCGCCGUAUGUGAUUUCCCCAUGAUCACAAAUUUUGAAUACCAAAAAAAGUCCAAAAGCUUUAGUUAGCAUAAGUAGAAUUUAUGAUAUAUAAUUCAAUCGCUUUAGUUAGUCACAUAUUAAAAUAUUUCUGUCAAAUAUAUGGGACAGACAAGAGAACUCCAAGUAAAAUUGUGAAAUGUAAAUUCUUUUUAAUUUUAUUCUUAUUAUGUGUAUUUGUUGUUUAAUUAAUUCUGAAUUUACUUAAUUUCGUUCAAGGAAACCGGAUUAUCGACUUAUGUCGCAAUAUAUAUUAACUGUA